CUAUCUUGCAUCGACGAACCCUCUCCUUCCUUUGGGGCAGACGCGUCGAGUCAAUGGUCAAUGUGGGGGUUCGUCGACGGGAAUGUGACAGAUCACUGACAGCUGAAGUCGAGUGCUCUCUGAGCGUCUGAGCAGAAGGGGGCACCUGCGAAUUCCCACGUCUCGCAACGCAGUGUCCCACUGCUUUGCAAACUUGUUUGCGUUAUGAAGUCAGCUCCUUUGGUCGUCUUGCAGGUGAUAUCGUCAUCGCCACGGAUAGACGCCAUGGAUAGGAGGAUAUAAAGCAACUCUCUACCGAUGCUGUUGCUCCUCCCCCGUUCUGCUCCGGCCGUAACGACAAGAAAUCAACAGUCCGUCCUAUCGAGCCCUGUAGGCUCUCAUCUAUUCAGCCAGGGUCCAUCUCGGCAGCUCCUUCAAAACACACUCGGCAGACAAACAAUGUGUGAUUACGAAGAAUUCCUAUUUGCCUGUGGCUGCUCGACCAUUCGGCUCAAAUCCUACUGCCACUUUGCACGCAACGACCCAAACCACCAGUGCUUCGGGGUCAAGAAACUUCGAAAUAGCUGGGAGCAGGUCAAAGACUGCGAGGCCUGCUCGCAGCAAAAGACGAGGGGCCAAUGGGGGACCGUCCAAGGGUUCGGUGUCGAGGCUGCAAAUGGGAGUAUAACCUCGUCUUCCCACAACCAAUCGCGACGGAAAAGGUGAAGCGUGCAACCUCGGGUUACGCAGCGACCUACCGGUUAAUCGGCU
Molecule: messenger RNA, 750 nt
Organism: Phialemonium atrogriseum
Lineage: Eukaryota; Fungi; Ascomycota; Sordariomycetes; Cephalothecales; Cephalothecaceae
Exons: 3
Coding region: 298-705 (135 amino acids)
Source: RefSeq, a predicted model, not a curated record